Molecule: messenger RNA, 198 nt
Organism: Cladophialophora psammophila CBS 110553
Lineage: Eukaryota; Fungi; Ascomycota; Eurotiomycetes; Chaetothyriales; Herpotrichiellaceae
Exons: 1
Coding region: 1-198 (65 amino acids)
Source: RefSeq, a predicted model, not a curated record
AUGGGCAUUCGCGUGACUGGCUUCAACGGAGGCAAUAACAAGGCGGACCUCGUCAAAUCUCUCGGGGCUGAUGCCUUCUUCGAUUUCACCAAAGGAAAGGACAUUCUGGCCCAAGUCAUGGAGCUGACCACAUACAGGGCGCACGCUGUGCUUUGCUUUGCGGCCACAAAACAGACCUAUGCAUCAGCGCCCGAAUAG